This is a messenger RNA of Trichobilharzia szidati, 640 nucleotides long. The record is from the annotation of a GenBank genome assembly. NCBI's taxonomy places the organism in Eukaryota, Metazoa, Platyhelminthes, Trematoda, Strigeidida, Schistosomatidae.
CUUUCUAAGCCAGUCUGAUAACCGAAGUUAAGCUCCACCAGCCAUCCCGAUAAAAUCUACAGUGUUAUACCAAUGGCUCUGAACAACUGAUCAGAAUUAUUGAAUAAAACUUGUCAUGAUUGACGUUAUGAAGCUACAGUUGAAUAGCAAAAAAUGAAAAAUGACAUCAGCUAGAAAACCGAAAGCCAAACUUACAGAAGAGGCAUUAGUUGAAUAUAAAGCACAAUUUGACUUAUUAGAUCAAGAUAACACAGGGAAAAUACCCGUUCCAGAAGUAACUUUGUUGAUGCGAAGAGUAGGUUUGAUGCCUUCAAACAUAGAGGUUGAGGAAUUAAUACGCGAAGUUGACAAAGAGAAGACAGCGCUUAAUGAGGGUAUCACUUUUGACCAGUUCUGUGAAAUAGCAUCAAGAAAAUAUAACGACGUAUACACAGAAUCAGACAUAAUUGAAGCUUUUCGUACAUUUGACGUAGAAAAUAAUGGUUUUCUGCCAGCUUCUGAACUUCGGCGUGCACUCUGUACAAUGGGUGAAAAUUUGACUGACGAAGAAAUGGAAGCAAUGCUGGACAUAGCUAGAGUUGAUAAUGAUGGAAAUGUUCGUUAUGAGGAAUUUGUCCGUUUCAUUGUAUCCGACUUUUAA